AGCAAUUUCACUUAUCUAUUACGUAAACAAGAUGCAAAUAAUUUACGAAGUAAGCUUCCGGUGACCUAGUUUUCGGCUCCGCCACCAAGAAGCAUGUCCUUCGAGAAGUUGCAGUAUUUGUCUGGAUUUGGAAACGAAUUUGCCUCUGAGGAUCCUAGGUGUCCCGGUGCUUUGCCAGAAGGACAGAACAAUCCUCAAAAAUGUCCGUUUGGACUCUAUGCAGAACAGCUGUCUGGGAGUGCGUUUACCUGUCCAAGGGAAACAAACAAGCGCAGCUGGCUAUACAGAAUACGGCCUUCAGUUGUCCAUAUGCCGUUUGAGCACACUGAAUCGGGACUGUUGAAACAGGACUGGAAAGAUACCAUCCCAAAUCCAAACCAGCUAAGAUGGCUGCCUUUCGACAUUCCCAACAAAUCAAAAGAAACAGUGGAUUUUGUGGAGGGGACAGCGACGCUGUGUGGUGCCGGAGAUCCGUGUACCAGAAGUGGUGCUGCUAUCCAUAUCUACACUUGUAACAGUUCAAUGGGUGACAAAUGUUUCUACGAUUCAGAUGGAGAUCUACUUAUAGUGCCACAGCAGGGGGCCUUGUUGAUUUCAACAGAAUUAGGGAAGAUGAAGGUGAACUCCAAUGAAAUUUGUGUAAUACAGUUAGGGAUGCGGUUUAAUGUGGCGGUAGAGGGGCCCAGCAGGGGGUAUAUACUGGAAAUUUUUAACGGUCAUUUCACACUUCCAAACCUUGGACCAAUAGGGGCCAAUGGCCUUGCUAAUCCCCGGGACUUCCAGACACCGACGGCAUGGUACGAGGAUCGUGAUGUGAAAAAGUACACAAUCAUUAACAAAUACCAAGGACAUCUUUUCAAAGCUAGUCAGACACAUUCCCCAUUUGAUGUGGUGGCCUGGCAUGGGAACUACGCCCCCUACAAAUAUGAUCUUGCCAAUUUUUGUACCGUAAACACAGUCUCUUUUGAUCACAUGGACCCUUCCAUUUUUACUGUGCUGACAUGUCAAUCAUCCAAACCAGGAGUUGCCAUAGCUGAUUUUGUGAUAUUCCCGCCUAGGUGGGGAGUGGCCGACAACACAUUCCGGCCGCCAUACUAUCAUAGAAACUGCAUGACUGAGUUUAUGGGUUUAAUACAUGGAUCUUACGAAGCAAAGGAGGAAGGAUUUCAGCCAGGUGGUGGGAGUCUACACAGCAUGAUGACUCCACACGGCCCUGAUGCUAAAUGUUUUGAAGGUGCCUCCAAUGCUCCUCUUAAACCCCAGCGUGUCGCGGACGGUACCAUGGCGUUCAUGUUUGAGUCGUCGUUCAGCUUAACGGUAACAGACUGGGGCAACAAGACCAAAGUGGACAACACAUACUACAAGUGCUGGCAGCCUCUCCAGAAACAUUUCAGUCCUCCAAAGGCCGACGUAACUGAUGGACCCAGCAAAGCUAAAAAGACAAAAAAAUGAUUGAUUUUAUUAUCAUGAUCUACAUGAAACCAAAUAGUAUUACGGCUUUACAUUUACAAUAGCACAGUGCAUAUAUUUUGUCAGAACAUGUACGAUGUUGAGGGUUGAUUAUUCUAGCGUCCAUUUCAUAUUCAGAGUCUAUCUUAUAGACAUUGUACCGGUAAUUUAUAUACAAAAUGUACAUGUAUUUGUAUGCCUAUUUAUGGCAUGUGGUAUGAUACGAUUUUCUGGCUGGCUUGGAGUCAAAUCUAUAUUACAUCCAUUUUCACCAAUUGUGAAGUAAAAAUGUACGUGUAUACAUGUAUGUGCAUGUAUCUUGGGAAAGCAAAGUUUACUGAAGCAUUACUAUAAACAACAAUAAGGUCAGUUUCAAAAUCAGAAGAAAAUAAUUUUCACAUAAUCCUUACUAUCCGUCAAUGUACACACCUGUCAAUGUACAUACCAGGUACACACCUGUCAAUGUACAUACCAGGUACACACCUGUCGAUGUACACACCAGGUACACACCUGUCGAUGUACACACCAGGUACACACCUGUCAAUGUACAUUCCAGGUACACACCUGUCAAUGUACAUACCAGGUACACAACUGUCAAUGUACAUACCAGGUACACACAUGUCAAUGUACACACCUGUCAAUGUACACACCUGUCAAUGUACAUACCAGGUACACAUCUAUCAAUGUACAUACCAGGUACACAUCUAUCAAUGAACAUACCAGGUACACACCUGUCAAUGUACAUGCCAGGUACACACCUGUCAAUGUACAUACCGGGUACACACCUGUCAAUGUACAUACCAGGUACACAACUGUCAAUGUACAUACCAGGUACACACCUGUCAAUGUACAUACCGAGUACACACCUGUCAAUGUACAUACCGGGUACACACCUGUCAAUGUACAUACCAGGUACACAACUGUCAAUGUACAUACCAGGUACACACCUGUCAAUGUACAUACCGAGUACACACCUGUCAAUGUACAUACCAGGUACACACCUGUCAAUGUACAUACCGAGUACACACCUGUCAAUGUACAUAACGGGUACACACCUGUCAAUGUACAUACCGAGUACACACCUGUCAAUGUACACACCAGGUACACACCUGUCGAUGUACACACCAGGUACACACCUGUCAAUGUACACACCUGUCAAUGUACAAAACAGCUACACAUCUGUCAAUGUACAUACCGAGUACACUCCUGUCGAUGUACAUACCGGGUACACUCCUGUCGAUGUACAUACCGGGUACACACCUGUCGAUGUACAUACCGGGUACACACCUAGCUGUCGAUGUACAUAACGGGUACACACCUGUACAUACCAAGUACACUCCUGUCGAUGUACAUACCGGGUACACUCCUGUCGAUGUACAUACCGGGUACACUCCUGUCGAUGUACAUACCGGGUACACACCUGUGAACAUUUUGUUUGGUCAGAUGCUAGUCUUUGUCACAACCAACUUAUAUUUGUUAUACAUAUUUGUUUUUUUGGUGUAUCUAAUUGUUUAUGUGGUUGAAUCUCAGAGCACAAAUUAUACAAAACUGGUCCUUCAUUGUCUCAAAUAUACGUAUAUAUAAAAUACAUCCUUUUGUUUACAUCACACUAAAACCCAAUGUGAAUCAUUUUAAUGUCUGACUUGAUAAACAGUCUUAAUUUUUCCGACAAUCCUCUUUCUAAAUGUCAAUUUCUAGAAGUCUACCAUUUCUUUUACCCUUCUUUUAUAUAUAUAUAUAUUGGGACCAUCUUAAAUUUGACACUAUAUGAAAAAAAUUAAUGUAACUGUAAACAUACCAGGUAUGUAUGUCUGUUUUAAUAAUUAUAAUCUGAUCGAGUCGGAGUAUCCAGCAACUUAAUUUUUACUCAAAGUAAGAAGAUGUCAGAUGUCAGUGUUAUGUAAUAAGGACAAUCAAUCAGAAUCAUUAUAUAUAUAUAUAUGUAUAUUUAAUUUUUACAAAAAUGAAUUUAAUUUUGUAUACAUAAUUCAAAUACCAAAACCACACAAAAACUAAUUAUAUUAAUCUUAAUGAAAGUGAAUAACUACCAUUUUAAAAGAAAUUCCCUGACCUGAGUGUUUCCAUCCUAAUCAACAACAGUGACAAUGUAAUAUACCUUGUAACUGGGGUAAAGGGCUAUCAAGUUAUUUCAAAUGAAUGAACUUGACCUACUUUCACGGUCACAGGGGUCUUAUAGGCCAAAAUUUUACCCAAAUACCCAGAAACCUGAUAGUGGGCCUGUAGUAUGCUGGGAUGAAAGGCUACAAAAUUUAAUUGAACGAAUCUAGCCUAUUAUUAUAUUUGAACAAAGUGUUAAUCUGCAUAUAUAACAUAAAUCAACUUUAAAGCUAUUAUAAGCGAUACAGGCCUAUUGGGCCUCUUUUUGAUUGUGUAUUUACAUUACAUGCAAUAUGGUUUGAUAUUUCAGGUAUAUUGGUUUGUUAUCAAGUGCCUUUAUACCAGACAUGGUUUUACGGUGACCACGGUGGCCGAGUGCUUAAUGUGUCCCGACACUUUAUCACUAGCCCUCCACCUCUGGGUUGUGAGUUCGAAACCUACGUGAGGCAAUUGCCAGAUACUGACCGUAGGCCGGUGGUUUUUCUCUGGGUACUCCCGCUUUCCUUCACCUCCAAAACCAGGCACGUCCUUAAAUGACCCUGGCUGUUAAAAGGACGUUAAACAAAAAAACAAACAAACAAAACAAUCAGAACAAUCAGACAUGGUUUACACUGUCAAACACACUGCAUCAUCACCAACCUAUAUCAAUCGCAAAUCUAGUCACAACCUUCAAAAUCAAAAGGUGAAAAGGCGUGAACAGUCAGCUAGUAGGAAAGCCAUGUAACAAAUUUUAUUUUAUGCUUCUUAAAUUGUAUGUACCGAGUAGAAUGUUUAAGCCUUUAAUACUUCAAUUAUUUUAGCUUCCUGUUAGCUAUAUUGAUGUGACCUAUAUUGGGUCAACCUGAUAAAAUCAGGCGAGUUGUCAUCACCACACAUAUAUUAUUCCACAAUCAAUACUUCAAGUUUAGAUUUUUCAUGGGUAAUAAAUCUCAUACCUAUGUAUGUGGCUGAACUUUCUUAUCACGAUGACUGGGAUUUAUAGAAUCGUACAUGGGUCAGAUCUGUGGACAGGGAUAUCACAAAACGAGUGUAAGAGCUUGGCUGGUCAGCAAGAGGCUAAUGUUGAGUAUUGGUCAGUCAAAUUCUUACACGAGGGUCGAGAUAUCCCAUGUUCGAUUAUUAUUUUUUUCAGAUGCUUAAUAAAAACAGUGACAAAUUCUAAGGUGUUAUGAAAUCUUUUAAUCGUCAUCAAGGUCCUAUGAAAUGUGUGCAGACACUGAUGACGUUAUCAAUUUGCGACAUGGUUACGCUUCAUAAAAUGACGAUCUAUU
Molecule: messenger RNA, 4838 nt
Organism: Pecten maximus
Lineage: Eukaryota; Metazoa; Mollusca; Bivalvia; Pectinida; Pectinidae
Product: homogentisate 1,2-dioxygenase-like
Exons: 16
Coding region: 94-1452 (452 amino acids)
Biological process (GO): L-phenylalanine catabolic process
Cellular component (GO): cytoplasm
Molecular function (GO): homogentisate 1,2-dioxygenase activity
Source: RefSeq, a predicted model, not a curated record